AUGUUGUCACCACCAGUUCAGUUCCCCUCCUACCCACCUCCCUCCCUUACUGUCACAGUCUCAAGUCAGAGAGGACAACUCCUAAGAGGAUAAUGGAGGCUCCUGGAAGAAGGACCUUUGUCGCUCUGUGUUUCUACACUGCACUACUUACUCUCUCAGAAGUAAACUCAGAGUUCGUCCACAUUCCGUCCAUGCUCAAUGGCGUCAAAGGGAAGUCCCUCCUCCUCUCCGUGGAGACUCACUUUCAAAAUGAGGAUGUUGAGAUCCAGGGCAGCUGGUACCAGACCCGGCCGGGGGGCCCCAAAACCCUCCUGGUGACCUUCCACAACCAUUCAGCCAUCAUGGUGGCCUCCAUGAGACACAGGAACCGCUUCUUUUUCCAGCCCCCCAACGCCUCUCUCCUGAUCCCCAGGCUGGACGAGGCGGCGGAGGGGGACUAUCACCUGGACCUGGAUAUUCACUUCCCCCAGAGACAGGAGCUCGUCAGGGUCGAGAGGACCAUCCAUGUCACUGUAGAUGUACCCGUGUCCACUCCUGUUAUCAGGAAAACCCCAUCUUCUACAGUUGUUGAGGACAAGGAGAACGUGACGUGGACCUGCUGGGUGGAGAACGGGACCAGGGUUCAGUACCAGUGGCUGAGGAACAACAUGCCACUAGAUGCUAGUGAUCGCCAUCAGUUCUCACAGGAUAACUCUACUCUGGUGAUGAAUCCUGUGAGGAAGAAGGACAUUGGACAGUACCGCUGCCUGGCCAGGAACCACAUCAGCCAGAGACAGAGCCACACCCUGGACCUUAAUGUAUUCUAUGGUCCUUACAACCUGGCUGUAAAGUCUGACCAUGGCUUGAGGACCGGGGAGGUCUUCACAGUGAACCCUGGUGAGCUGGUGUUCUUCGACUGUCAGGCCGACUCCAACCCUCCCAACAGCUGUAUGUGGAUCUCUAAGACCAACAAUGGCACUGAGGUCAUCACUGUGGGACUGCGCUUGGAGGUCACCUCAUACAAGCUGGCCCAGGCCGAGGAGUUCCUGUGCAGGGCGUAUAACAAUGUGACCCAGAAGCAGGAUGAGACCCAGUUCACCCUGGUGGUGGCCAGCCUGGGGAGAGGAAAGGAGAGCUAUGUCCAGGAGAGCAACUCAUUCUCUCCUCUGGCUGCCAUCACUCUGUCCUGUCUGUUCAUUACUGGCUGCAUGUUACUGGUCUACUUCAUAAAGACCUGUCAUCAUCCCAAGAGAGCUCUCAUGAACAUCUAUAACAGACCUUUGACAGAACCGAAGCGCCCACACUGUUCAGGUCAUGAGGAUGCAACUGAAGACUUUGGCAUCUAUGAAUUUGUCUCUAUACCUGGGAAAAUGGAAUCUACACAGGCAUCAAGCAGAUCUCUGGCACACCUAGAGUCUGUCCAGGAUUUGCAUACCACCAUCUAUGAUGUCAUUCGACACAUCCCUGAAACUCCCACCCUGGCUAACCAAAGUUUGCUGUUGAAGCAGUGUGAAGCCUAACUAGAGACCAAAAUAUUAUUAAAGAUACUUUCUGAGUCCCCAAGUGGAACCAUAUUCUCUGUAUAAUGCACUAUUUUUGACCACCCUAUUUCUAGAUAGGGAAUAGGGUGCCAUUUGGGACACAGUAAACAUUGUAAACAUUGUGUAAAUGAACUCCAGUGAGGUUUUCCUCCUGACAAGUGUACAUACCUUCACCAAAGUCCAAAUCACUUCUCUGAAAUCCCAUGGACAUUAUUCAUCAAUGGAUGAAUCCAAAGAGCUUUAAUGUGUGAAUAAGAUAUACUGUAUUGAUCUACUGGAAUCUAAGAUAUCUCUGCUAGUGAACUUGUUAUCUGUUUGAAUGACUGUGUUACUAAUCCUGUCAGCCGUUCAUUUACACUACAGGAACAUAUGGUACAUUUCCCACGUCUUACUUACUUUUUUCAAAUAUUAUAUUUAUUUACUUUAAAGUACAAGGGUUUUCUUUGAGAUCUCAUGAAUAUAUUUUUCUCUUGUGCUAUUUCAAGCUCUCUCUGGAAGUGGGCAAGUAUAUUUGGAUGAAUGAAUUAUCACAUUGCAAGCGAGAUACUGUCUGAUGGCUGUGUUGUCAAACAUAAUUUUUAAGCAUGUAAAUACAUCUAUUCUACAGUGCAUGCAAUUACUUUCUUUUUAUUUCAAGAAAUUACAUUUUGUUUUACUGAAUAAGUCCUAUUUAUUUCCAAGUAAAUGGAUGAUGGUCCUCUCUUUCUGAUGUAGCAUUUUUUUAUCUUGACAUUGUCAAAUUCACUCCAUCGGAGGUUGAAAUGCCAGGUGUGCUGUUGCCUGUCUGCAAAGUAUCGUACAGUUUCCUGAUACAGAUAUGUUCUUUUUGGAUUUUAAUAAAGAUUUAUAACAAUUUGA
Oncorhynchus gorbuscha (pink salmon) is the source of this 2378-nucleotide messenger RNA. RefSeq names its product HEPACAM family member 2-like. The transcript is spliced from 9 exons. Bases 93 to 1499 code for a protein of 468 amino acids. The record is from RefSeq and is a predicted model, not a curated record. NCBI's taxonomy places the organism in Eukaryota, Metazoa, Chordata, Actinopteri, Salmoniformes, Salmonidae.